Aedes aegypti (yellow fever mosquito) is the source of this 2156-nucleotide messenger RNA. RefSeq names its product poly(A) RNA polymerase, mitochondrial (gene MTPAP). The transcript has 2 exons. The record is from RefSeq and is a predicted model, not a curated record. Gene Ontology annotation, biological process: mitochondrial mRNA polyadenylation. Gene Ontology annotation, molecular function: poly(A) RNA polymerase activity. NCBI's taxonomy places the organism in Eukaryota, Metazoa, Arthropoda, Insecta, Diptera, Culicidae. Bases 171 to 2045 code for a protein of 624 amino acids.
CAGUCGUUUGCAUGGUUUGCAUUCAUGUAAUCAUCGGCUCACCGUGUCGCUCGGGUCGCGCAUGCAGUUAGUUUUUCGAAAUUUUUAUCAAACAAAAGUGUGAUUCUGUCCUCAAAUCGGUCCUAAAUCCCUGUGCUUUCUGAAAUCCAACUUCAAUGUAACGCGUAACUAUGUACCAUGUGUGUCGAUCGAGCUGGAGAGCGCCGCAAAUCUCUACCUUCAGCGGACUGUGCGCUCUGCUGAAGCGAACCGUUCUUCCCCAUCAUCAUCCUGUUUCAGUGUCGGCAAAAUGUGGUUCCUUCAGGGCGAUACGUUCCGCCAGCAGUGGAAAUGCCCACACAUUCGAUUCGAUGCUGGCCAGCAAACGAGCCGAAGCCCGGAGAAGCAUUCUGGUUCAGGUUAGCUCGGAACGGUCAUUCCCUGAGCUGGCAAAAUACUGUUCGCAGUUCGGGACGAUAGCCAGUUCGCACCAUUACCGGGUUGGGGCCAGUGGGGACGAUGAGAGCGACUACCAUUACAUCGUGGUGGAGUUCAGCGAACCGGAGGCAGCGGAUGCCGCUAUUCGAUCGGCGGUUUUCAACGAAGAGAAGCCUGGGGUCCGAGCUCGAUCGAUCUUCCUGUGGUUCAGGGCAGGGCCUAGGCCAAAGCUUGCUGUUAAGGAGUCUAAGGGCAAGGAAGACAAGAAGGCCAAAUUGAGCAGUAUAGAGGGGUCGAGGAUCGUUGGGGAUGAGGAGUUAAAAGAGUUGCUGAUGUCUGCUGAAAGCAUUGAAGAUCAGAUCCAGAUACUGCAUGGAGCGACCUGCCUGAAUGAUUUGGGUAAGCGGUUGAGAUUUCUGGCGGUGAGACAGGUGGAAUCUUCCCUGCAAGGUAUGUUUCCGCAGGCGGUUGCAUAUCCCUUCGGGUCGUCUGUGAAUGGCUAUGGAAAGAUGGGAUGCGAUUUGGAUUUGAUUCUGGAUCUGGAUUCAGAAGCUGGGGCUAAGCAAAAUCCUGACUCUAGACUGAUCUUCCACACAAAGGCAACGAACCCAAAUGAGAGGACACAAGUGCAACGGCAGUUGGAAUCGAUCGGGGACGUUCUCCAGCUGUUCCUUCCUGGGGUGAACAGCGUCCGGAGGAUAUUGAAGGCUCGAGUCCCCAUCAUCAAGUACCACCACGAGCACCUGGAUCUGGAAAUCGAUCUAACGAUGAACAACAUGACCGGUGUCUACAUGUCGGAAUUGCUGUACUUGUUCGGUCAAAUCGACCCUCGUGUUCAACCGCUGACCUUCUGUAUUCGCAAAUGGGCUCAAGCAGUUGGUCUCACGAAUCACGCACCCGGUUACUGGAUAACCAAUUUCUCGCUCACCAUGUUAGUCAUGUACUUUUUGCAACAGCUGAAAGAACCCAUUCUGCCUCCCAUCAACAAACUAGUUCAGAAUGCUUCCCCAACAGACCUUAGGAUAACCGAAAGCCAAAUUAACUGCUCCUUCCUCAGGGAUAUCAGCAAGCUCGACUUCAAGACGUCCAACACGUCCACCCUGGAAGACCUCCUCCUGCAGUUCUUCGAAUUCUAUUCCCAUUUUGACUUCAACCAGCGGGCGAUUAGUUUAAACGUUGGAACCUCCAUCCUGAAACCCGAUCACAGUCCCAUGUACAUCGUGAAUCCACUAGAGACCAUUCUGAACGUGAGCAAAAACGUAAACCUGGAAGAAACGGAACUGUUCCGCAUCCAGGUGCGAAACGCACUCUGGCUCCUAGACACGCACGACAAAUCCACGGCCGCCGAGAGCACCGAAUGGGGAUUGGUCAGCCUGUUCGGGAACAAGGUCAAAGACCGCAUCACCCCGCAAAUGUUCUUUACCAAGCGUUUGGUAAAUGUGAAGGACAUCUUCGACGACGAAGUGACGAACUCCGAAGGAGUGGACUUUAAGAAUAAAAUGGUGCGGAACCAGGUGGCCAACAUCCAGAAGGCAGCGCGCAACGAAAUCAACAAAUUGGCCGGGACGGGUAACGGCAGCGGCAGCAGCAGCGGGAUCAAGCUGAAGCGGAACGCCAAACGAAGGUGACCAUCGGAGGAUGAGGAGGAAGGGAAGAAUGAGGACACUAGUCUCUGAGAAAGAUGCGCAACCAUUUGUUGACUUUUUAGGGGUUUAACCAAUAUAUGAAAUCUAAAACUA